GAGGACGAGGAGAGAAGAGAAGAGGAGAGAAGAGAAGAGGACGAGGAGAGAAGAGAAGAGGACGAGGAGAGAAGAGGACGAGGACGAGGAGAGAAGAGAAGAGAGAAGAGGACGAGGAAGGAGAGAACGAGGAGAGAAGAGGACGAGGAGAGAAGAGAAGAGGACGAGGAAGGAGAGAACGAGGAGAGAAGAGGACGAGGAGAGAAGAGAAGAGGACGAGAAGAGAAGAGGACGAGGAGAGAAGAGGACGAGGACGAGGAGAGAAGAGGACGAGGAAGGAGAGAACGAGGAGAGAAGAGGACGAGGAGAGAAGAGGACGAGGACGAGGAGAGAAGAGAAGAGGACGAG
Cyclopterus lumpus (lumpfish) is the source of this 348-nucleotide messenger RNA. Its product is annotated as cilia- and flagella-associated protein 251-like. Lineage: Eukaryota; Metazoa; Chordata; Actinopteri; Perciformes; Cyclopteridae. The record is from RefSeq and is a predicted model, not a curated record.